AAAAUUUUAUUUGACAAUUAUGUAUAAAAAAAAGUCUUUUAUAAAUAAUAUUAUUUAAUAACCUUCCGCAUCGGGGCCUUUCAUUAUUCGUAUUAGAUAUUUUUCAAAUAGAAAAAUUUUCGGGACUUGAAAAAUUCUCUAUUCGAUAGCCAAUUGCGUGAGAGACAUGUAUAUACCUGUGUUCUCUUGCCGGAAAACUACCAAUGUUGGCAGCCCUGCCGCGGAGCGUCUCGCGUCGUCCCGUCGUCUGCAUCGGAGGUGCGAGUUGACAGUUGACAGCUCGUUCUCUCUGCCCGUGUCGUCGAUUCGUCGCUCGCGGCGAAACUCUCGUCCUGACAGGCGAAGACGCGCGAUGCCGCGAUGCCUCGCGCGUCGCUCUGAGUGCCGAGCGCGGUCGAAACGGGCGACGGUGCCCUAUCGAACGUCCCCGUCGACGGCCACGGCCGCCCUUCGGUUCUCCCUCGUCCCGUGAUCGUGCACGACGUUCCUCGCGCCCGAUCGCGUCUCUCGGUGUCCGUCACGAUGUAAGACCUCGCCGACGAUCGGAUCGAUCAUCGUCCUCGCCGUCGUCGCUGUGUCUUCGCGACUGUGUCAUCGACCGUCGUCUCGACAGCGGUGGUCGCCUGCGGUUUUCCCAGAGUAAUCCAAUGAAAAACAAAGAGAUAUGAAGAGAUUUAAUUGAAUCGGGUGAAAGCUUUUGUGUUCAGAAAGCAAGGAUCUCUUUAGUCAAGAAAAAGAAAAGAAAACAGCAAAGAACAACAGAGAAUUCGGCAUGAUCCGUGGCAGGAAUAGAAUCAAUUUGGAAACAUUAGAUGGGGCGGAGGAGGCAUGGAAACCACAGCUGGCCGACCGUCUCAUCAGAGACUCUUCAAGGACACCUUGCCAUCACCAGGAAUACCCGGAUUAGAUGUCAUAAGAGCCUUGCACCAAACGAUCGUGUCAUUGCGUACGGCUCUGGACUCGUCGCGCGAAGAGCUUCGCCGAUUGCAAGAGAGCGUCGGGGAUUUCUCCAGCGAGAGUUACAUCGACGCAGUAGGCCGUCUGGCUCUUGAGAAUCACGUCCUCAGACGAAGAAUCUUGAGCAGGAGCUGCGAAUUCUCGUGUGAUGCGGCGACAAGCUCGCCGCUUCAGUCGAAACGCGUCCGACUCGUAGAAACUUCUCGUAUGGAUCGAUCAACAGAUUCUGCGAAAACUACCAUGGAUGUAUCUAAAGAAAAGAUCGAUGCUAAUGCUCGAAAUACAUUCAAUCAGCCUGCUUCUGGACACAGCAGCAGUAGUAGCAGCGGCAACGAUAGUCCCGAUCUGCCUUCUCGUGCUAGCCGAUCCGGUAGACUUCAAACUUUAUCGAAAUCCUCUAGAACCGCGAUUACCAAAGGCACUACUAGCUCCACAAUUACACAGGCGGCGUCUACGAUGCUAAACAUUGUUCAAAGUGAGAAUGAUAAACCCUCAAUUUUGACAAAGACCGCAACUAGCAACGAGGAAGAGCCUCAAGAAGUUUCAGGCGAUGCGGUCAAUAUGGACCACUUGGACGUUCCUGAAAAGGAUAUCGGCGAGGACUUAAGUUUGAAAUCCAUUUCCGACGGUGACAAUUCCGUGUUCAGUGAUCACACGGAUCAACUACAGACACCUCGUCAGAGUCAACCGGGUGAUUCGUCGAGACCGAACGAACAUUCGGAGAACGAAUCGGAGGAGCUAGACGACAUCGAGCUGAUAUUUACGACAGACGAAACCUGUCGUGAUCUCGGCCUGCAAGAGGAUCUGGUAUCUAUCACGGAGACCGAGUCGUGGCAGCAUGCGGGCGCCGGUAGCGGCCAGCCUGUUCUACUCAAGUAUACAAAGUCGGCGGAGAAUGAGUCGUUGGUCUGCAACGGCGACAAGACCAGUUCUGUGGAGGAGGCGGUCUCCUCGCAAAGUUCCAGUAUCGAUCGCGAGGAAAGCGUUGACAGAUUCGACGAGAGUUCCAGCACCAGGCUCAACAAGAUGUGGUCGCAGUGUUCCGUCUUAGUCGAGACGGACAUCAGCAAGUGCGGAAUUGUGGAGGAUGCUGAGAGCUCAACAGGAUUGUCCUUGCGACAUGUCGCGAGAAGAAACACUCUGGCUGCACCGCCAACAACUUACAGACCUAUUAUUCACCGGGAGGCUCUGGCUAGCAGUCGUAGAAAGAGCUCCGCUCCGUUGCGGCCAGUAAUGGACCGUAGCAGUGGUGCCCGAAGAGAAUCCGGUGCCCAGACGGACAUCUCCGCGCUUCCGGCACAAUGGCGAUCCGAAAGCUAUCUGGCUCACAAGGUUGCGCAUACCUUUACGACGCUGCCGAGCAAGUUCGCGCUUCCAACGGGCGUGCCCGGCCGAUUGAGGCUGUCGGACAAAACUCGGGAAGCUAGAAGAGUGAUGUUGUCAGACAUCAGCUUCACUAGCAUGGUACCCGAGUUAUCAAGGAGCGCUGAUCAUUUGUGCCAUGAUUCACACGCGCAGUGUUUCAACUCGCGCAACUACGGUUUUCGUACACCAGAAAUCCAUAGACGCGAGUCCCUGGGUUCUCCCGCGGGAUACUGGCCGCGUUGUAAUCCCGCAACAAGUCUGCCAAGUCCCUGCGAUUGUAGACUAUCAACUGACCUGUAUCCUUCGCGAUAUCGCGGCUCUCUGACGUCGAUACCGUCGCCCGGUCUCGAGGUUGUCGGUGGUCCGCCGCGAAGACACUCUUGGAGAGCAACGGCAGCGUCCUUUGACACAUGGAGGGUUCCGGUCGCGACAUCCACGCCACGUCCGACCUGGUCUUCGAUGCCGUCCUCUCCGACACAUGUGCAUCCUCCGUCGAUCUCCUCCAGAAUUUCAAAAAGUGCACCAAAGAGAACACGAUCAAAGGUGACCUUUCAAGAGUGUCCAAUGACACGCGGUAGUCUACCCAAUUUGCGUUCAGACUUGGUCGGCGGUGAAAAUAGCGGGGAUUCCACCGAGUCGUUGAUUGAUGAAGCCGAAGAUUAUUUGCGGCGAAGUAUCGAUUCUAUGCUGACGAUAUCGAGCGUCAGCACGGAUUAUUGGAGUAAGCAAACAGCGAGGCGAAGAAGGACGCGAAGACAUUCGGAGCCUGACUUAAUUCGCGAUUGGCAUCCUCCCCAAGAUGCCAGGCCAUAUUUGCCAAAGAUACCAAGAGAUCUCAAAUUAGAUCACCUUGUGAAGGUCAUAUCGCCGGAGGGCAGGGUCCUCCAAGGGCGUGUGAGAUACGUAGGUCCAGUUCCAGGCCGAGAAGAUGCGCACGUGGGCGUGGAACUGCCAUAUGUUAACGGUUCAUCCGAUGGUACUUUUCACGGCAGAAGAUUUUUUGAUUGCGAACCGGAUCGUGCGAUCUUCGUUCCGUUCAAGAAGGUAGUGCUUGCCUGGUGCACCACUUGACCCGAAGCACCAACACCCAUGGUCACGCCUCGUAUUCUACUCUCCCAGUACACCAUGUAAGAAGAAAAUGAAGAAGGGAGAGAGAGAGAGAAUUCGGCGACACGUAAGUCGUAUUUACAAAUUAUUAUAUUUGAAAGCUGGCCAGUCCUCUGGUUAGGUUUAGAUAAAGGAUAAUGCGACUAUCCAUAAUCUUUGUCGAUUAAUUCUCUCAUCCCCAUACGGAAUUGUAUAGCUGUUUAACUACGUGUGUAUUAAAAUUAACAAAAUUAAAAAAAUAACUUUGGAUGCCAUAAUAAUAUAAUAACGAAUGCUGUACCAUAUGUCGUGUAAUGCUAUAAACAUGUAUGUAUGUAACAUACGCACGAACUAUAUGUAUAUACGUACAUACAUUCACUCAUCCAAUGACAUAUUAUAGUCUAUUCUGUUUGAGACGCAUUUGACAGAUCGAUAAUCACUACUAGAAAUAGUAGUGACGAAUUCCACGAUAUAUCGACAUCGACGUCUCUUACUGUGUACCUAAUUUUUUACAAAAUAUUUUUUUUAUAAAUAGGGAGCAAAGUUGACAAAGUCUCAUGGCUUGUCUUCCUAAUAUAGUGCAGUUAGAGUAAAUCGAAAUUUGUUAAAAGAGCGUCAAAAUGUAGUCCAUUAUCAAAUUGCAUAUUAACGCAUUCAACUGGCAAAAUAUAAUCGAAAUUAUAGGAGUCUGAGAACAGAUAUAAAAAGCCAACCCAUAAAAUUUCGCAAACUUUCAUCGUCCUAUUCACAUUAACGCGGUUAUAUGUACAAGAUAUAUGUACAAAUCGCAAAAUGAUUUUCAUAAUGUUCAACGUGCGAUACCAUAUACCAAAAAAACAAAAAAAAAACAUAACAAACCUAUAAAAUAACUUUGAAGAACUUAAAUGUAGUAUUGUGUUACGCUCUAAAGAUAAGAACAAACGUAUUUGGUUGAACAAUGAAUUUGGGAAUGAGGGAAUUAAAUUACAAUUUUACAUGUAACUGGAGGAUAAAAGCAGUAGAAUCAACUGCUAAUUAUAAUUUUUGGCAGGAAUAAUCAAAAUGAUCAUAAUUAUUAAUUAAUUAAUAUUUUCUAUCAAUAAUAAUUCGAGAGGCUAUGUGCAGCGAACGCUGGUCUUUUAUUUCGGAUGGCGUAGCAUUGUGAUCGUAUUUCAAUAUUGAUAAAAUGACGUUUGCUUGCGAUUUUAUAAUAUAAAGCUCUUAAGAGAAAGAUUGUGUUCCUCGUCCAAAGGAAAAAAUGACAGAUUUAUUUUGGCUACUAUGAUCAAUUAUUUAUUAUUAUUAAUACACACGAGAAAACUUUCACAUUAUACAGAGCACUCAAUAUAGAAGAAAAUUGUCUUCUUGGAUACUCUGUACUCAACGAUCGGUUCCUUCGUUGCAUAAUAUCACCAACAUUCUAUUUCUCUAGCGUAAUUAAAUGUCGAUUUAAAUUCUUUUAUUUUUUAAAAGAAGUUUGCAUGUUCUUUCAUACCUCAACCUAAUUCGAUUAUUUGGCACAAAAUCUUUUCAUCAGUUUUCUUAGUCAUAAGUAAAAAGUGUUGGGUAAAGUCCAUAGUAGAGCAUUUAUCUGGUGAUUGGUAAUUUCGAGCAGUUUCGAGUUCGAUUUUAAUCCAAAUAUCUCAUAUGCCUUUGAUUUCGCAGAUUUGGCGAGAUUAUUCUGAAGAUUUAAUCUCGCUAUUAUGAGUUAAAAUUUUAUUUGACAUGUCCCAUUAAGGGAAGUUCAUUGAGUAAAAGAAUUAAUAUUAUAGAACUAUAUACAUAUAGAAAAAUCAACUGGAACGAUAAUUCAAAAAGAAAAAAGAUUAUAUAUAUGUAGAUAUAUAUAUAAUAAUUUAAUCAAAGAUCCAAUCGAACUUUUGUCUACUAAUUACCAGGUGGCUAUUCUAACAUCGAUCUAUCCAUCACUCCGUGCAAUUUAAUUAAUAUAAAAUAAGAUUACAAUAUACAUUUUUUUCGAUGUGCGUAUUCUUGACUGGAACUAAAGAAAAUAGAAAUAAAAAUGAAUCCAUAAAGAGAGAUAUGCAAUAGUAAUAAAUAUUAUUAAAUUUGUUAUGAACCCAAUAAUAUCUUCGCGCGUUGCUUACGAGCUUUCAAUGAGCAAAUGCUUUAGUGUAUGCCAGACAUUAAGAGUGUUUUUCUACGUGAAAUUAGACCCAUUUGAAGACAUACACCGUAUCGAGUCUCGAUAUUUAUGAUUCAGAAUUUUAUCUGACGAUUUGACGUUUCUAAAUGUUUGAUACGUCUAACUUGAUGUGGCAAAGCAACUCUGACGUCCUAAGUGAUGUACGCGUAUAUAUAUGUAUUUUACGUAUAUAUACAUCAAUUUCUGUACAUUUUGGAAACACGCGUAUAUAAAGUGUGGGCACUACACUUGGCUGUACAAAGAUAAAAAUAAUCAUAUCCUGAGGCUGUACCUCUCGUCUUAAUCGAUGGAUCUGAUUUAUUCGAACCGCAAUGAGAAUCGAUCGAUGCGUUUUUCUGAAUUUUUAGAUCCAUGGAUACCUAGCUGAAUAUAAUAUAUUAACGUAAAAACGAUGAGAUGUCAAACCCUCUCACUAUUUAUUGUAUCGUAACAAGUACGAAAAAAAUAAAGAAAAUUGG
Molecule: messenger RNA, 6012 nt
Organism: Formica exsecta
Lineage: Eukaryota; Metazoa; Arthropoda; Insecta; Hymenoptera; Formicidae
Exons: 11
Coding region: 829-3393 (854 amino acids)
Source: RefSeq, a predicted model, not a curated record